Molecule: messenger RNA, 1875 nt
Organism: Pyrenophora tritici-repentis Pt-1C-BFP
Lineage: Eukaryota; Fungi; Ascomycota; Dothideomycetes; Pleosporales; Pleosporaceae
Source: RefSeq, a predicted model, not a curated record
AUGGAGACAGCAUCGCGACGCGACCAUUUCCCCAACCAGCAACUCUCACAAACCAUUGCCCAACGAUUCGCACAAAAAAGCUUCACCCCACUUGAACUCUACUGCUUCAACUGCGUCUUCCGCUCCCUAGCCGACACCGAAUCCGGAGUACACUACUGGAGCGAGACUACGCUAUGUCGCUUUCUCGAGCUGCCAGAUGCACUGGGCGUGGGCUCCGUCAUCUUUCAAAUGGCUAGCUAUCUUGGCGCAUUCCCCCUUCCGAGCCAAGCGCCCGCUAUCCUGACUUAUGAGGCGUUGCUAAAGGUUGUCACAAUCCUUACCGAGCGGUAUGGGGCGGUGGUGAAGAAGAGGGGGAGGGAGAUUUGGUUGCGGGAGAUAUAUCGGAGUUUGGCGAUUUAUGACAAGGGUAUACGGUCGAGUUUGGAGGACAAGGAGAAAGAGAAGGAGAAAGAUGUGCCAGCGCCGGUGAGCAGUGGUAACAUGGGGUUUGCGGUUGAUGCGCCGGAUGAUGGGGACGAGGGAGAUGAAGACGAGGAUGAUGAGUUGGUGUUGGCUGCACUUGAUUCUAUGGACGCUAUAGAUGCGUUUAAGCAUGGGGAGCAGUCCAACGUACAUCACUCGAUUAUACCCACGGACAACUUCUUGAAGCUGGUGGAGCUACUGCUCCUCAUUGCGCCAAUCGACGCGCAACAGAGCCUCUCGACACUAGCUCCAGACUUGUCAGACACACGCGUAGCGGAACUGCGAAGGGCGGCACAUGUCAUUAUAUCCUCCUUUGGCGUCGAGAAUCAUCCAGGUGUCACAUACCGCACAUUCAACGCCGUCAUCUCAACAUGCCUGCCCUACCUCUUCAACGGACUAAACCCACUCUUCGAGCACUUCCUCUUCGCCAAAGACAUGGACCUGUCAAAACGAAAAGGCGGCCCUAAUUCCCCCACCAAAGAGAGCAAGCCCGUUAUCCCGCCUCCAAAAGCGCAAAGCGAGCCCAUCCUCCGCGAACCAGGCGAAAUCCUUAACCUAACCAUCCUCAGCCAACUCUCCUUCUUCCUCAAAGGCAGUGACCUCUUCCGCCGCCUACGCCCCCUCUACAGCGGCAACACCCACGGCUUCAGCAUGGGUUCCUUCGAAAAACAAGUCUUCAAUUGGCGCGCCCCCACCAUCCUCCUCGUAAAAGGCCGUCUCCUGCCCACCACGCCCUCCACAACCCGCGAACGCGCACUCCAAGACAUGCUACCACCCAAGCGUCAUCCAUCUAGUAUCACACCCGACUCGUUGUCGUCGAACCAAACACUCAUCUACGGCGCCUACAUCUCCUCGCAGUGGAAACACACGGGUAAAACUUGCUUCGGCGACGCAUCAACGACACUCUUCCAACUCUCGCCCACCCACGACGUCUUCACUGCUUCAGCAUUCAGCCACGACUACACCUACUUUUCCAAAUCGCCCACCACACCCGCGGGCCUCGGUCUCGGCACUCCCAUCCCCACGCAAUCAGCCUCGCACUCCUCGCACUCGCACUCGCACUCACACCCCGUUUUCCGCCCCGGCCCCGUGUCCCUGCACCUCGACGACGCGCUGGAAUUCGCAGUCUUCACGCAUCUCGCCGAGGGCGGGGGGUCCUUUUUGCCGAGUAAGUUGCCUGCUAGGAAGGGGAGUGAUUGGCAGGAUCGGUUUGAGAUUGAGUCGUUGGAGGUUUGGGGAUGUGGCGGGGAUGAGGUGGCUGAGGAGCAGAGGAGGACGUGGGCGUGGGAGGAGAGGGAGGCCGAGGCCAGAAGGAGGGUUAAUCUUGGGACAGGGGAUCAGGAGAUGGAUAGGGAGCUGUUGAAGAUGGCGGGUGUGAUUUCGGGGGACAGGAGUGGGGGGAGUAUGGGAUGA